CCAAACUCAUUCAGUUGAGCAGUUUUUCCUACCAAAAGCUAGCAUACCAGGUCUUCUGCUCUCUUCUUUUUGCACAGAGAGAAGAAGAUUCAGGAAGAAGCCAUGGCUACAGAUGAUUUCAGCUUCCCAACAAUUGCAGAGCCUGUUCCUCGCUUCAUGGGGUCUCCAUCUCUGUGGAAGGCUAGCUCUAGAGUUUUGCCUGAGCCUUGUCUUGGGGAUAGCGGAGGAGGAGGAGGAGAUAGAGAAGAAGCAGAAGAUUGCACUGGUCUCAAACAAGAUGAGCAUUGCAGAAGAAAGAGUUUCUCAUCAAUUGAAAGCGUUGUGAGGAGAGCAGACGCUGGUUAUCUCAGUGAAGAUGAUGAGGAGAGGAUGGACAUGUUGUGGGAAGACUUCAAUGAUGAACUGAAACGAAUUUCUUCCAUGGGAAAGACUGAAGCAAAGAGUAGGUUAUCCAAAUUUGCUGGGUCAUCAGAAUCAGACUCGGAUGCACAGGGAGAGAUGGUGGAGAUGUACUGUGUUCAGGCCCCGAAGAUGUCCAAGACAAGCAAUGCUAUUCUCUCUUCUAGGAGAUCAAGCUUGUUGGUGUUAAUGAAGGUCUUCAGAAAGAUGUUCUUGCUUCACAAUCAUCGCCCCAAGGGAAGAACACCAUGAUUAAUUGCAUUUUCCUGGUGCUUGCCUUCAAUUCAAGCUUCAUGGUUGGGCAGAAUUAAGUGCAAAUUAAGCAGCUUAAUUCAGUCAAGGUUUUUUUCAGAGAAAAUGGUAAUGGUUAGCAUGAAUGUGUAUAUGCAUACAGCCAUAUUUACUGUGUAUAAUAUAUAGGAGAAAUUUGGAGAGGUUAAUUGUUGCUUAAUUGGUAUCUGAGACAUGAAUCUUUUUCUUUUUGCUUCUUGAUGAGUGGAUUGAGAACUAUAUAUAGUGUGAGUUGACUCAAUAUAGUCAAUUAAUUAAGAGAUAAUCUUGUUCAAGAUGUAUAGGAGGGAGAAGGGUAUCUCCAUCUAAUUGCAGAGAACAUUUGCUUGAUUUUUCUAUUAAUUUCUUCAGAAAUAUAUUAUUGUUAGUCAUGAAGUUUACCA
Molecule: messenger RNA, 1073 nt
Organism: Nelumbo nucifera (sacred lotus)
Lineage: Eukaryota; Viridiplantae; Streptophyta; Magnoliopsida; Proteales; Nelumbonaceae
Source: RefSeq, a predicted model, not a curated record